Messenger RNA from Aegilops tauschii subsp. strangulata, 908 nucleotides. RefSeq lists its product as uncharacterized. The record is from RefSeq and is a predicted model, not a curated record. Lineage: Eukaryota; Viridiplantae; Streptophyta; Magnoliopsida; Poales; Poaceae.
CUCCACCCGAGCCUAGCCCACAGUCCACCGCGGAGCCCAAAACCCUAACCCCCCACCCCACCUCCCAACUAUUAAAGCCUCCGCCCAAGAAAUCCGGCGCACGCACGCUCGCCCCUCCUAUCCCGUCAUCUCUUUCCUCCCCCCUCGGCGCAGCAACAGAGAGAUGGCGGCGCUGGCGACGGCGACGGCGGUCCACGGGAGCCAGGCGGCGGGCGCGCUGGCCGUCGCCGCGCAGAGGCUGCUGGUCCUCCUCGCUCUUGCGAUGGAAGCUGUAAACAAUGGAGCCGAUAUCUUCACUGAAGACCAGCAAGAAAUUAUCAAGCAAUUUGGCAGAAUCAAAUCCGAGACUGUGCCUGAGAACAAGGAUGCAGGGUCUGAUGACGAUGACGACGAUGAUGAAGAUGAGGAUGAUGAAACUGGUGAUGCUGAUGAUGAUGAUGCCGAUGCUGGGGAAGACUUCUCAGGUGAAGAAGGCGAGGACGAUGACGAGGACGACGACCCUGAGGCGAAUGGCGACGACGCUGGUGCGGGGAGCGACGAUGAUGAUGGUGAUGACGAUGAUGAUGAUGGUGAAGAUGGCGAGGAUGACGACGAUGAUGAUGAGGACGAGGAUGAGGAGGACGAGGAAGAUGAGGACCAGCCGCCGGCCAAGAAGAAGAAAUGAUCUGCCUUCCUGCUGUCAGUGUUUCAGUCCGUUAGUUUGUCUGCUGUCUAGAUGAUGAUUGAGCGGGUCUGGUACACACCGACCUAUGUAGCUUCUGUGUCGUGGUGGUUUGGUGUCUCAUAGGGUAGAACAUUGAACUUCUAAUGUUGUUUCCUGCGUUGUGCAAGUAGUCUUAACAUUUCGGUGUUGAUGUGCUGUGUUUAUUGGAGCUGUGAUACCAUUCAAUCUAAUUCUUGUUACUCCA